UCAUGUCACAUCUACUCAUAUCAUCACAUUUUGUUUGAGUUUGUUUUAGUGAGUCUUGCUUGCUUGAUAAAAAUCGGGAGUGAUCUUGGGACUCGCCUGUAUAUUCAAAGUUUGUUUUGUCUUGUGUAUGUGAAGCGUUGUGUUGUUUCUAGGUUUAUAGUGAGCUUUGAGUUAGUUGUUAACUUUCACAUAGCCUAGGCUAUAUUACAAAUACCGUAUAAGAGGUUGGUGUUCUUUUAAAGGAUAGGCCUACCUUAAGAUAUCAAGUCUAGUGGUUAUGGCUUGUAUAAGAACAGCAACUGAUGAAAACUCGGAUGAUGAAUUGGACCCCAGAAUACAGAUUGAACUGGAGCGAUUGAACAAUGCAACUGAUGAAAUCAAUAAACUUGAAAUGGAGCUUGAUGAAGCUCAGGGGACGUUCCGCAUACUGAUGAAUGACUCGAAGCGCCGCAUGACAUUGUACCACCACAAGCUAGGCUCCUGUGUAGACAAGGCCCGGCCUUACUACGAGGCCCAGGAGAUCUGUAGACGGGCUCAGACCGAAUGUCAACAGGCCGCGAGGAAGUUCCAACGAGCAAGUGAGAUCCAUGCUGCUGCUAAGGAAACCGUAGCCCUGGCCGAGGCAAGGUAUUUCAGCAAACAGGACGAAUGGCAAUUUGACACUGCUUGGCAAGAGAUGCUCAACCAUGCCACCAAGAAGGUGAUGGAGGCUGAACAUAACAAAUCGGAGAGUGGUAGAGAACACCAAAAGAGAGCGACACUCUACCAAGCCGCUGAGCAGAAGGUCCAGAUGCUGGAGCAAAAGCUAAAGAGAAACAUUGUCAAGUCCCGCCCUUACUUUGAUGAGAAGGCGUUGUGUGAGAGUAGCCUGAAUGCGCAGAAACAGCGGAUCACAGAGCUACAGACAGCCAUAGCUAAGACCAAGGCUGCGUAUUCUGCGUCCCUACAUCAGUUGGAGGCUAUAUCCGAGGAUAUACACAGGCGGCGGAAAGAGAAGAGUUUGCCUAGAGGACCGAGAGAGCCAGGAGUAGGGGCUGAAUUGGUCCCUCCCCCUCCUGACGAGGUGCCUCUCAACAGACCUGCAGUUACGGAGAGCCCAGCGCACUGCACCAGCCCUAGCCUUAAGGAGUUGGACUGCGUGUUGGAACUGGACGACACCAUCAGUCUAGGCAGUGUGUCUCGCGCCACCUCGUCUGUAGUCUCGGACUGUGAGGACAAUGAGGAGGAUCUAGACGUGUUGCGAGCCCACUUCAAGGAGCUGUCACAGAUGAGUUCAGAAGACAAAACGGAAGCUUGGGAGAACGAACUGAGUGAGACGAUCUCGCGACUCGACAACGCUCUGUUGCUGCGGGAAUGUGAAGAGGAGCUGCGUAGUUCCUUGGGGAGUACUGCAGAAACUGCAGAAGCUUCUGCAGCCCCUUCUACCAGCAAUGCUCAGCCACAGCUCUAACUGCAGAAUGAUCUACUGCUGCGGCAAUGUAAGAGAAACUUUAUAGUUCCAUAUAUAGUGCUAUGGGAUUUAUUUGGUAGCAGAGUGUUAUUAAACUCAUGGGAUGUUAUUUGGAAUCUGCAGAGUUAUUAUGUUAGGUUGUGUUAAUAGAGGCUAACGUUCAGUUACUUUUAGACAUACCAUCAUCUGUUUUCACUAAGUUUGUCAGAUAAACAACGGAUUAUGUAACCUGUCUAAACAUUUCUGUAUGUAACUUAUUUGACUAUUUGUCUGAUUUAGGAUGGAAUACCAUCUUGAACCAUUCCCCCUUAAACACUACAAAAAAAUGGGUUUUCAUUUUUCAAUAACCAAACAUUUAUUACAUCUUUUAUUCUUACGAGGUCUCAUUGCUUUAUUUUUUAUGGCUUUAAUUUAUUUGUGAUAUUUUGAGUUUUAAAUUGUUUUUUCUUUGGUAAACGUUCUUGUAGGCUAAAACAAGAUUUUUUCAAUUGAAUGGGUUGUGAAAGUUACUAUAUAAACUGUCAUUGUAGGAACAUUCUAUACAAUGCAGCCAAAUAAAGAAUGACACCAAAUGAUUAACGAACAAUAUUCAUUUUGAUAAGCUUGUGGUUAAUUAACAAUGAUUUCACAUAUCCUAAAAGCUUGCUCAUAAGAAGGUCUUAAAUGCUUAAUAUAUUUAACAAUAGUUAAAAUAAUAUAGCAAAUCUUGAAUCUAUUUUUAAACUUUAUAUGUAACUUUACUAUUCGGGUUGUAAUUUUGAAAGUUUAUAUAGUUGAAUUAAGGUAAGCAGUGGCUGAACGAAGUUUAUUUAUGCUUUAGUGAGUGCCAUUCAUAAUAAGUUUAAUUUAAUUGUAUUUUUUGUAGCAAGAAGUCCUAAAAGACACGUGUAUGGUAUUUGUAGUUAGCUAAUGUAGUUUUUGUUGGUUUUUACUUCGUAAAUUUCUAACCAUGUUGAUUGUUAAUUUUAGUUGCAUGUUUUUUUUUUAUUAGGUUUUAGUUUUUGUUAUUUAUUUGUCAUUUGACUGUGGAGUAGAUGACUUCACCUCAAAUACAAUUUAUUAUAAUUGAACAUUUUCUUAAACCAGUAUUCAUGAAAUUGACUUUCAAAUUGUUAUUUAUUUUGUUUAUAGUCACAAUAAUGACAAACUGUAAAGUAUUUGACUGUAAAUAAUGUUAGUAAAGUUAUGAUGUUCCUUAUUAAGUAUUUUGUGAUAUAAAAAUAUUUACUAACAUCCACUAGCCUCUGGUUCUAUUUUUUCUCAUACAAGUCUUAAGCCCUGCAAAAUAUUAAAAAUGGCAGUUAAGAAAAUUAACUUUUAUUUUUUUUUGCUACAUAUUUUUAGCCUUUUAUAACUUUUAUGUUUAACAUUUCUUGUGUAUCUAUUAAAGAUCUGAUUCUAUAAACAAUUAUUGAUAUAAAGGGGUAGAAACUUAAAAAUUAUAUUUUCUCAAAGAAUGGCUGUGUAAAAUAUUAUAAUGUGAUUAGCUGUAAUCACAGAAUCUACCAAGAUUUUGUAAAUAAAACCGGGUGUAUUUUUUCCAUGAAAUUAUCAA
Messenger RNA from Macrosteles quadrilineatus (aster leafhopper), 3005 nucleotides. RefSeq names its product SH3 domain-binding protein 5 homolog (gene pcs). Gene Ontology annotation, biological process: intracellular signal transduction; negative regulation of protein tyrosine kinase activity. The transcript has 9 exons. Lineage: Eukaryota; Metazoa; Arthropoda; Insecta; Hemiptera; Cicadellidae. The coding region runs from base 278 to 1450 and encodes 390 amino acids. Gene Ontology annotation, cellular component: cytoplasm. The record is from RefSeq and is a predicted model, not a curated record. Gene Ontology annotation, molecular function: protein kinase inhibitor activity.